Molecule: messenger RNA, 5123 nt
Organism: Patella vulgata (common limpet)
Lineage: Eukaryota; Metazoa; Mollusca; Gastropoda; Patellidae
Product: prolyl 4-hydroxylase subunit alpha-2
Exons: 13
Coding region: 296-1915 (539 amino acids)
Biological process (GO): peptidyl-proline hydroxylation to 4-hydroxy-L-proline
Cellular component (GO): endoplasmic reticulum
Molecular function (GO): iron ion binding; procollagen-proline 4-dioxygenase activity; L-ascorbic acid binding
Source: RefSeq, a predicted model, not a curated record
UAUACUCUGCUGCUUGUGAAAUUUGAGAUGUGAACCCAUUUUUAUUUCUCAUUAUUUACUAACUAUGCCAUUGAGUGUGCUACAAGAGGCACGUAGACAUUUUGCAACGUGUUAGAAUUGUCAGGAACUUUCCAACAUUGGUAAUCUCAAGAAUAGAGAAGUCUCCGGUCUAGAAGUAGACAGCAAAACAGCGGUUUUUGGAACGUGCUUGGCAAACAAAACGGUCCGUUCAAGAAACACUGGAAAAGUUUGACAUCUUUGCCAGAAGUCUGAUUUUGACAUUGAGAGUCUUGUAAUGCUGGUCGGUAUGAAGAUUUUGGUAGUUCUACUUGCCUGCGUGGCAAACAUGGUUGAAUGUGAAAUGUUUACAUCUAUGGCCCAUCUCCAAACAGCUUUGUAUGCAGAAAGAGAUAUUGCUUCGACAUUAAGGCAAUAUAUUGACAUGGAAGAAAAGAGAUUGGAGAAAUUAAAAAGCAUAGCUAAUGAUUUUGCCAGUCACAGUAAUGUAGCAUUAAAAAAUCCAGAUGGGACUUUAGGAAAUCCAGUUAGUGCAUUUUUAUAUGUCAAAAGAUUUACAAUUGAUUGGGAUAGAGAAAUUGAACCAAUCUUACAAAAUAACACAUUUACAACUAUGUUGCAACAGAUUAAAUUUUUAAAACAAGAUUUACCAACAUAUGAAGAUUUAAGUGGCGCAGCGGCAGCUUUAUUACGUUUACAAGAUACAUAUCAACUUGACACAGCUAAAAUAGCCAGUGGAGAGUUGGGCAAAACUAAAUGUGCAGAAUUAUCAGCGGAAGAAUGUUUUGAGUUGGGUCGUUUUGCGUAUAAUGACAAAGACUACUAUCAUUGUGUACUGUGGAUGCAAGAAUCUUUAGAUCGUGAAGCAUCAGAAAACAACAAAACUAUACCACGAAAAGAAGUAUUGGACUAUCUCGGCUAUGCUACUGCAAUGCAAGGAAAUAUACAGCAUGCUUUAUCACUGACAAAUGAAUUGCUGAAAAUAGAUCCAUAUCAUGAGAGAGCCAGGAAUAAUCGUGGUUAUUAUCAGAGAAUGAUUAAAGAAGAAGCCAAAUCUCGUAAAAUGGGAGAUGAUGGUGAAGGCAUAUCCCAUGAAAUCAAGAAUAAACGACACAUUGAUGAUUAUAGAAAUUCUAAUGAAUUUUUAACUUAUGAAUCUUUAUGUCGAGGUGAAAGAACACAGAAAGUAAAAGAUGAAGAAAAGUUAAGCUGUCGAUAUAAACAUAAUAACCACCCAUUAUUAUUAUUACGACCAGCUAAAGAAGAAGAUGUACAUUUGGAUCCAUGGAUUGUUAUUUAUCAUGAUGCUAUGUUAGAUGGAGAAAUACAAACUAUAAAACAAAUAGCUACACCAAAAUUAAACAGAGCCACAGUUCAGAAUGCCAAAACUGGUGCCUUAGAAACAGCAAAUUACAGAAUCAGUAAAAGUGCUUGGUUAAAAGAUGAUGAUCAUGAGGUAGUUCAUCGUGUUAAUAAAAGAAUAGAAGCUAUAACAGGGUUAACAUUAAAAACUGCAGAAGAAUUACAGAUUGCAAAUUAUGGUCUUGGAGGACAUUAUGAACCUCAUUUUGAUUUUGCCAGGGUAAACAAAAAGAAGGAAGAAAAGGAUGCAUUUAAAUCUCUUGGUACUGGAAAUCGAAUAGCAACAUUCCUCUUUUACAUGUCUGAUGUUGAAGCUGGUGGUGCCACUGUAUUUCCAUAUAUUGGUGUCAAACUUUUCCCUAAAAAGGGUGCUGCUGCUUUCUGGUAUAAUUUAUAUAAAAGUGGUGAGGGUAUCUAUAAUACACGACAUGCGGCCUGUCCCGUCCUAGUUGGUGUUAAAUGGGUGUCUAAUAAAUGGAUUCACGAAAGAGGACAGGAAUUUUUACGACCCUGUGGUAAAAAAUUUGAAGAGUAAUCACAAUAUGCUGUUAUUGUUUAAAAUAAUGCCAUAUAAUGUCAUUGAAUGAAUGUGAAGAAAUUAUAUAAGAAAGUUUGUGAAUGAAUGAACAAAUAUGUAAAUAUUAUUGCCUUUAUAUUUGUAGUGGAGAAUCUCUCUCGAACCAUUAAUAAAAAAUAACCACAUAAUAAAAUGCAGGGAACUUAUUCACAAAAACUUUGAUCUCUUAUAACUGAUGGGAACAUAAAAUCGAGGUUUUAAUUUGGUAAUGAGUGAGUAUCGAUUUUAAUGAUGCGUGUGUUGCUGGUUGUGAAAUUGUGGUUAAAAUGGUACCAGAGAUAGUCACCUUGACAGUGAUGGAGAUUGGCUACCAUGACAAAUCCAUUCUUUAUUACACAGUAUAAACACAUGAAUAUCAUUUAGCUAUUUAAAAACUUGAAAAGUUAUGGCAUAAUAAACAUAAUAUGGAACAUAAUUACUAUUAUAAUUAAAGCAACGUUUUAUUGAGUGUUUUCUCAAUGUUAUCAAGCAAAUGAUGAUGAAUAGACUUGUGGUAAGUUAUGAUAGAUUUUAAGAGAAUUAUUUUUUAUGAAUAAGGUCCCUGAUUAACCAUAAUUAUUUUACUGUUAAAAAUCAAAACCAAGAGUUUACAUAUAAUUUAGUUGUCAUUCCAUGUUUAUAAAUUGUUUUUAUACUAGAUCUGUUAAAUUUUCUUCCAUAAAUUUUAAUUGUAAAUAUAUAAUUUGUAUCUGUCUCUUACGGAACUCAAACUGGGUACUAAACUCAAAAUAGAUUUUUCCUAACAUUGUAUUUGACAAUAAGGAGAGUUUGCGUAUAGCCACACCAGUUUAAAUUUCUAUUCUUCGGGAACACCUAUUCAAAAUUUGGCCUCGACUUUCUUCAGGACUUAGUUACUCUUCUCAAAAGCUUUUAGUGCUGAAGAUUAAAUUUUUGAAAUUUUAACAAAACAUAGGACAAAAGAAUUGAGUUUGUUAUUUAUUGAUCAAAACCCCUCCCGAAGAACUCAAAAUAAAUUUGGUUUGACCUAAUGAACGUGUUAAAUUGACAUGUAUCUUCCACUGAUUGGACGAUUACAAUCUUUAGAGAUCUGUUAUUUGGUUAUUAUUGGAAUCAUUGUCCUUAUUCCAUUAUAUAUGUAUGUAACAUUUAAGAGAAGUCGGUAGACUAUAGAAUAACACGCUACUUGACAACAGCAAAAAAUCCAACACUUAUGUAUGUAAAUAUGUCUAAGCAAAUGAGAAUCUCAUGGGUUAAAAGCCUCCUCUUUCUUUAUGGUUGUUGUUUUAAGAAUUACAUUAGUUACUUUUUGAUAUGCAUUUAUUUUUAAUAAUGAAGAUCAAACGAUUCUGAAUUCAAAUAACUAUUCAAGGAAUAAUUUAUAGAGAUUUUUUUUUGUCAGAGAUCCUAAAUGUAGGAUGGAAUUUCCUGAUUGAAUUGUUUAUUUUUCUUACUUAUAUUUUUUAUGUUUUCCGUCCGGGAAUAAAUUAAAUUCAAUAUUAUUCAAUAAUUUAAGGGUAGUGUUCAAGAUUUAUUGUCCCACCAUUGAUUUAGAAUGGAAAUUUUAUUUUUAAAAGUACCAGAUAGUUUUGAAUAAAUAUAGAACAGGUUAUUUUUAUUCCUGGUUUAUAAAACUGAUUCGGCAAUUUAAUUGAAUUCUCCAAUUUUACAUGUGUUUUUUUCUCUUUCUCCAUAUAAAAAUUUGUUUAGUCUGUGCUACUCGUUGAUAUUAUAAAGUAACAGUUUAUAUUUACAAUAUAUAUAUAUGUAUCCAAAAAUAUUAGUACAACCAUAAAGCUGCAUAAUAUAAAAUAACUCCUAAAAAUCCUGAUCAUAUAUAUUGACAUUAAACCCUAUUUAGUUUGCAGUAUAUGGUAUACGAUAUGAGGAAAAUAUUGUAUAUAUUUGAAGAGUCCACUUAGGGGUAAAGUCUCAUUUUGAGUUUGUUUCCCCCCAGAAAACCUGCCGUUUCCAAUAUCUAUACAAAUUUCAAAUGUUAUUUAAGAACAUCUGAAAUUGAUGAAUUUUCACUGUUUACAUAUGAAACCCAGAGAUUUUAAAUUAUUGAAUUCUUACUGUUUUAAAAUUCAUAGAAAAGUAAUAUUCAUUACUUUAUCACACAUCAUCGACCAGGUAUAUUGUAGAAAUGUGUGACUUCCUUUUUAGAUACUGUAAACUUGAAUUAUUGCUGGCUAUCCAUAAUUGGUGAAAUGUGCCUUAUGUAGGUACUUCAGAAUGACCUCAUGUUCUUUUCCAAAUUUAGGCAUUCAUUUCAUUUCAUUUAGGCAAUAAUUCUAUGUUUUUCAGUGCUAUAUAAUCUACAUAAAUUAUGGCUAAUUAUUUAGUAUAAUAUUGUACUAUAACCUUAUUCAGUGCUGGUCAUGAUUUAUAUAUUUAUUUUGCUAUCAUAGUGCUGAAAUAUUAUAUAAUGAUGAUUUGUUUAAUGUUAUGUGUGAUGUACGUAUGUAUGUAUGCAUUGUUUAUUUUGUAAUUAAUGUCAUGUGGAAUCUACCUGCCAUACUAAACCAUUGUCUUUCAAUUCAUGCCGCUUCUUUUUAAUUUGAAUUGAUUAGUUUCUUAAUUUGACAAAAGUAACGGUACUGGUAUAUAGAAUGAUGCUAAUCUAUGGUGCCUCAAAGUCCAUCCUGCGAUGCAAUUUUACUUGCCAAGAAUAAUGUUCUUUUAUUAGAAGUAAAUAUGUAUUUUCUAAUCAAAAUUUAAGAACAAAAGCUUUCUGAAAACAGGAAAUGACAAGAAAGGUAUUCUUGUCUUAAAUUCUUUAAAAAAAAAAGAGAAAAAAUAAAGAUUUUUCAAAUCCAAAUCAAAACAAUACAAUAACAAAUAAUUGUUUACUUGGGCCAAAAAAGAUUUAUCAUUUUUUGUAAAAAAAAAAAAAAAGAUGAAAUAAUAUAAAUGAAAAAAAUCUAAGCCAUUGAAGGUAAAAAAGGAUUUAAGAAAUAUUAAUGUCUUUUCUAUUAUAAUAAUUGAUGUACUUGUACUAUGUAACUGUUUAUAUAAUACAUUCAUCAUACACAUGAAUUAAAAACCAUAGUUUCAUAAACAAAUCAUUUAAAACCAUUAUGGAUUGAUGGUGUUACCAGCAUUGCUUAAGGUUCUAUUUCAUUUUAAACCAUAAUGGAUUAAUGGUAUCUAGCAUUGCUUAAGGUUCAAUAUCAUUUAGCGAAUAAAUGUGAAUGUUUAAUUGCUA